AUGGAUCUUCUGGGCGACAUUGUCGAGCACGACACCUCCACAGAGCCCCAGACACCUGUUCCAGCGAUCUCCGGGCCCACGACGGGGUUCCCUGUCGCGGCGAAGAGAAGGCCUGUGCGGCGGCGGACGGCUGCCGAGAGCCCAUCGAGCGGACUCUCUGAAAAAGAGCAGAUCCACCUCGAGAACAUCGAGCGGCUGAGCAGGAUGUCCGGAGAGGAGCGCGAGCAGGCGAAGGAGGAGCUGAUCAGCACGCUGGACCCAAAAAUCCUGCAGAUGCUGCUGAAAAGAGCAGAGCCAGACAAGAGCGAGCCAGACAAGAAGGUGCGGUUCAACAACGAGGCGUCCGUCAAGUACGUCAAGCCGUCGUCGCCGCUGGCAAUGCCGAAAUCGAGCAAGGAGGACGAGGAGUGGGAGGACAUUGAGUAUCUGGACGACUCGGGGCCAAGCUUCGAGGAGGCCCAGCGGCUGAAGCAGGCGUCGGUGCAUUUUCCAAGGCCGAGCGGCGAGAAACUCGAGAAACUCGACAUCAACGACCCGGACUUCAACGACAAGUUGCACGAGAAGUUCUUCCCGGACCUGCCCAAGGACCCCAAGACGUUGGAGUGGAUGAGGCCGGCGCCGGAGACGCCGAAACAGGUCACCUACAGCGCGGUUGCGGAGCUGCGGUUUGACCUGAACGGAGACCUGAUCACGUCGGAGAACAUAGAGAAACACGGCCGGGCUCCGGAGCUGCACCACCACGCAGCAAGCCCAGAGCUGCCCGGUUCGAGCAGCGGUGCUGGGGGCUCGUGA
Messenger RNA from Ogataea angusta, 792 nucleotides. RefSeq lists its product as uncharacterized. Gene Ontology annotation, cellular component: nucleus. The coding region runs from base 1 to 792 and encodes 263 amino acids. Gene Ontology annotation, biological process: transcription by RNA polymerase II. NCBI's taxonomy places the organism in Eukaryota, Fungi, Ascomycota, Pichiomycetes, Pichiales, Pichiaceae. The transcript is spliced from 2 exons. The record is from RefSeq and is a predicted model, not a curated record.